Messenger RNA from Entrophospora sp. SA101, 1116 nucleotides. The record is from the annotation of a GenBank genome assembly. NCBI's taxonomy places the organism in Eukaryota, Fungi, Glomeromycota, Glomeromycetes, Entrophosporales, Entrophosporaceae.
AUGAUCGAACAGGGUCCUGGUAAUUUCCACUUGUCCAUUGACGAGUCUGUAUUUUCGGCUCUUUUGGAAUGUGCUUAUUCUGACCCAAAGCAUCAGGUUAUUGGUUAUCUUGGAGGAAAAUGUAGCAUUGGCAAAUCUGAUAUGAUCAUAUGUCAUGUUAGUCAAUUUGUAGCUUUGGAAAGGUGUAUUCCUUCUCUACUGACUGACACAGUGAAAGAGAUUAAUCUGGCUUAUGAAGAAACAAUCAAAAAAUUUAAGGAUAUGGGACUAAUAUUAGUAGGCUGGUAUCGAAGUAACAUCUCAUCUAAUUCUAAUUCGAUUAUUACACAAGCUGAUAUUAUAAAACAACAAAAAUUACAAACACAACAUCCAAAUAGUGCUGGUAUUAUCAUUUCAAUAUCUACAACAGGAUUUCCCUCACUAGGUCCAAAAGGACAAAUAUCAGAUGGAAUAACUAACACAUUUUGUAUUUUUAGAACAUCUGAAAAUACCAUUCUAAAUGACUUUGAUGCUAUUAACACACCAUCACAAGGUACCAAAUCUAAAAAUGGUAAAAUAUCGAAAGGAAAAGGCAAGGAGUUGCCUAAGGUCAACAGGACAAUUCUUCAUGAAUCAAAACAGGUAUAUAAUGAACAAAUAUUGGAUUGCGAGAAUAGAAUUGGUCAAAAGGUAUUCGUUGACUCACAAUAUGAAUCGUUUCUUUUGAAUUUUUUGAGAAAAUCAGUAGUUCAGUUUGAUAGGUCAGUGGAUCAAGAUUUUAGAUCAUUAUCAAUUGCAAAGCAUCAUGCUAAGAUGUUAAUAAGUAAACAUUUGAAUGAAACAUUGGGAAUAUUACAACAAAAUAAGAUUAAAGAUGAAAAUCAAUUAAAUUUAUGGCGAAGGAAGCUUGAAAAAUUGAUAGAAAAUAUGGCAAUGCAAAGAUUAUCUAAAAAAGAAAAGGAAAUGAAAAAAAAUAAUCCAUCAGAGUUUGAUUUAAAUAAAUGGCCUAACUUGACAUCGUCACUAGAGAAUGCAAAUGGUUCUGAUACACUGUUAGGAUAUAAAUUAUCAGAAAAUUUUAAAGAAUUUACUAUAAAAAAAAAUGAACUUGAUUUAAUGAAUGAAAAAUCUGUCUAG